GGGGACUGCACCCGGAAGUAAAUGUUUGCGACUGUAAGAACUCAAGCGAUCUUGCAGGAUAUUAAUUACCUGUAAAUAAGUGCAGGAGAUUGUGACCAGUUUCCCCGCGACCCUCCUUCAGCGCUGCUGCCUGUACUGUGCACAGGAGAGUGUAUACAUCUACACAGGGGAGGAGAGCUGUCUGUCUGACUGCAGGGGAAUUCUCUCUCGUGGCUGUGCUGGCUCACUGAUUGCAGCUAAGAAAGUCGUUCUGUACAUUUUCAUCAGCUAAGAAAGUGGCGCCAGGCGACGGGCGAGGGAGCAGCACCAUGCCGGAGUACAGUGAUGUGAGUCUGACUCCGGAGGAGCGGGUCCGAGCCCUCACGGAGAUGGGAAGCUCUGUGCCAGUGAAUGAAGACGUGCCCCCGCGCAGAUACUUCCGCUCGGGCAUGGAGAUCAUCCGCAUGGCCAACAUCUACACGGAGGAGGGGAACAUGGAGCACGCCUUCAUCCUCUACAACAAGUACAUCACGCUCUUCAUUGAAAAGCUUCCCAAACAUCGAGAUUACAAAACCGCCAACAUUCCUGAAAAAAAGGAGACCAUGAAGAAGCUGAAAGAGAUUGCGUUCCCUCAGGCUGAGGCGCUGAAGAAAGAGCUGCUGAAGAGAUACGUAAAGGAGCACACUGAGUACCUGCAGAGCAAGAGUGCGGAGAUGGCCGAGCUGGCUCGGGAGCAGUCCCGUCAGAAGGAGUUGGAGACGGAGAGGCAGCGCGUGGAGGAGCAGCGGCGCAGGCAGCAGGAGCAGGAGCAGUUCAAUGCCUUCGAGGAGAUGAUCCGCCGCCAGGAGCUGGAGAAGGAGAGGCUGAGGAUCCAGCAAGAGUUCAGCACCGCCCCUCCCUCCGAGACCCCCCUCCUCCCUGGAAUACAGGGCCCUCCACUGCCCCCCUCUGCAACCCCCACCCCGCCUCCGAGCACCGCAGCCACACACCCUCCCGGACCCACGCCCUCCGUCGACCGCUCGCUCAAACCGGGCUCGCUCGUCAGCCCUGGGAGAAGUGUGAUGGUGGAGGGGCUGCAGCCCCUGGUGGUUCCCCGGGAGCUGUGCAGCAAGUUCAUGAAGCUGGCUGAGGCCAACACUGCCCGAGCCGUGGAGACGUGCGGCAUUCUCUGUGGAAAACUGACGCGCAGUGAGUUCACGAUCACCCACGUGAUCGUGCCGAAGCAGAGGGGCGGGCCGGAUUCCUGCGACACGGAGAACGAGGAGGAACUCUUCAUCAUCCAGGACGAGCUGAGCCUCAUCACUCUGGGCUGGAUUCACACACACCCGACACAGACAGCCUUCCUGUCCAGUGUGGACAUGCACACACAGUGCUCCUACCAGAUGAUGCUGCCGGAGUCCAUAGCCAUCGUCAUCUCGCCCAAAUUCAACGAGACUGGCUACUUCAAGCUGACUGAGCACGGUAUGGAGGAGAUCUCAUCCUGCAAACAGAAGGGCUUUCACCCGCACCCCAAGGAGCCCCCACUCUUCACUUCUUGUGGGCACCUCACCAUCAGUGACAGCAGUGUGACGGUGAUGGACCUGCGGUGAGCCACCCCUCUGUUUCCUGUGAAAAUCGCCAAGUAACUUCUGAGAGGUCUUGAGAAGGAGCUGCUUUUCAAAGAGCAGACCCUGUGACAGCAGCCUACAGUAACAGAGCCUCACAUUAGCAAUUGUCUUUUUAUAUAGAACGCCUUCUCCAGUUUAAAGCACUUUGCGUAAUUAAUGACGUUGUCUCUGGACUAAAGGACAGGAUUCCCAUAUUUGGAAUACAUUACUCUUUCAACUAAACAGUACUCUUCUAGCAGUAAAGGAAAGACUGCAUUCCAGUCAGCGACUGUCAAAUGCCAGUAUUGUUAUGCCCGUUUGUAUUUAUUUCUGAGUAUAAGACACUGAAACCUAGGAAGGUGUUUCUGUGGUGCUGAGAGAGUUGUCAUUAUAAUCUCUGUCUCUGCCAGACACGCUUACUCUACAGCUCUGGACAAAUGUUUUGCAUCACCCUCCAAAUAUAAUGAACAAAUUCUGCUUCAUAAAGUCGAAUGAAACCUGCCGAAUAACGUUAUGUUAACAUACUGAAUUACCUGCUGCCGCUUUGUAGCGUUCCCAGAUACUUAACGAAAAACGCACAACAUAUUGACCAUUUUCAACCCUAACAUGAAACAGUGUGCUACUAUUACAGCAUCUGGUCGACUUUUACGAUGUCAUUUUGCAGUUUGAUUACGUGAUGUUUUUUUUUUUUUUUUUUUUUUGACUCAAUCCUAAAAUUCUAGGUGAUGCA
Messenger RNA from Polyodon spathula (Mississippi paddlefish), 2295 nucleotides. RefSeq names its product STAM-binding protein-like A. Gene Ontology annotation, cellular component: endosome; cleavage furrow. Gene Ontology annotation, molecular function: protein binding; K63-linked deubiquitinase activity; metal-dependent deubiquitinase activity. The transcript is spliced from 11 exons. Bases 309 to 1568 code for a protein of 419 amino acids. Gene Ontology annotation, biological process: protein K63-linked deubiquitination. The record is from RefSeq and is a predicted model, not a curated record. NCBI's taxonomy places the organism in Eukaryota, Metazoa, Chordata, Actinopteri, Acipenseriformes, Polyodontidae.